This is a messenger RNA of Lipotes vexillifer (Yangtze River dolphin), 1733 nucleotides long. RefSeq names its product aminoacyl tRNA synthetase complex interacting multifunctional protein 1 (gene AIMP1). The coding region runs from base 46 to 1011 and encodes 321 amino acids. The transcript has 7 exons. Lineage: Eukaryota; Metazoa; Chordata; Mammalia; Artiodactyla; Lipotidae. The record is from RefSeq and is a predicted model, not a curated record. Gene Ontology annotation, molecular function: tRNA binding.
CGGCUCCGGGCCGAGACGGCCGAGGUUCUGCCUGUUCACCGAUACAUGGUUUUCUGCCGUUUCUUGGCAAAAAUGGCAACCAGUGAUGCCGUUCUCAAGAGACUGGAACAGAAGGGUGCCGAGGCAGAUCAAAUUAUUGAAUAUCUUAAGCAGCAAGUUGCUCUUCUUAAGGAGAAAGCAAUUUUGCAGGCAACUUUGAGAGAAGAGAAGAAACUUCGAGUUGAAAAUGCUAAAUUGAAGAAAGAAAUUGAAGAAUUGAAACAAGAGCUAAUUAAGGCAGAAAUUCAAAAUGGAGUAAAACAGAUACCAUUCCCAUCUGGUAUUCCACUGCAAGCUGAUUCUGCGGUUUCCGAAAAUGUGAUACAGUCCAUACCAAUAACAGCCAUAUCUUCUGGUGCCAAAGAGCAGAUAAAAGGAGGAGGAGGAGAAGAAGAAAAGAUGAAAGAGAAAAUUGAAAAGAAAGGAGAGAAAAAGGAGAAAAAACAGCAACCAGCAGGAGGAAGUGCUGACUCUAAGCCUAUUGAUGUAUCCCGUCUGGAUCUUCGAAUUGGUUGUAUCAUCACUGCCAGAAAACACCCUGAUGCAGAUUCUUUGUAUGUAGAAGAGGUAGAUGUUGGAGAAACAGCCUUAAGAACAGUCGUCAGUGGCCUGGUGAAUCAUGUUCCUCUUGAACAGAUGCAAAAUCGGAUGGUGAUUUUACUUUGUAACCUGAAACCUGCAAAGAUGAGGGGAGUAGUAUCUCAGGCAAUGGUGAUGUGUGCUAGUUCACCAGACAAAGUUGAAAUCUUGGCACCUCCUAAUGGGUCUGUUCCUGGAGACAGAAUUACCUUUGAUGCUUUCCCUGGAGAGCCUGACAAGGAGCUGAAUCCUAAGAAGAAGAUUUGGGAGCAGAUCCAGCCUGAUCUUUACACUAAUGAUGAGUGUGUGGCUACAUACAAAGGAGCUCGCUUUGAGGUGAAAGGGAAGGGAGUCUGUAGGGCUCAAACUAUGGCCAACAGUGGAAUAAAAUAAAAUAAAACACUUCAGUUACUGAAAUACAUUAGAGAAAACUUAACAAUAAAAAGAAAUAUAUUUGUCACUUGUACCUAAAAUAUAACUGGCUCAUUUUUGUGUUAUUUCUCUUCUAGACUUGAGUAGUCUUUUACCUGGUAUUUAUUGUUUUCAGUUAAUUAGAGAAACACUACAUUUUUACCUAUGGUUUUUGAUCCUUUAUGAUACAGGAAGGAAUUUGCCUGUGUUUCAUGAUGAUUUAUUUUUUAGUGAGAAUGUUGGCUAGCACAUUGCUUUUUCUUUAUACAUUUAGGUAACUUGAACUAGAUUAACAUUUAGUUUCUUUGUAGGCACAUGUUGCAUGCAACUUGAAACUCUUGUAUUUUUAGUAUCUGUAUUAUAAACGCCCUCUCCUCUUUAAAAAGAAAAGUUAGAAUUUUUGUCAGGCUUAUUAACUAGUCUAUAUUGUAAUGGUAUUGAAAAUGACCAACUGUUGAUUCUAGAGAGCCGAACAACGUGAAAGCUAGGAGACAUGGCAUUUGAACAUUAUUGCUGUUGCUUGCCAAAGUAACCCCAACUUACAUACUUAAGGUGACUUUUUCAAAAGACUGAAACUUCCAACUGUGUAGUGAACUUAUUCUUUCCAAUUUAGCAAAAUAAUUAGUAAUAAAUUUUGACUAAUUCUAAAGAAUAAACACAUUGCAGAGUGUUACCAAUUUAGUUCCCAAUAAAUUGACUGUAAA